Aphanomyces invadans is the source of this 1079-nucleotide messenger RNA. RefSeq lists its product as hypothetical. Bases 1 to 879 code for a protein of 292 amino acids. The record is from RefSeq and is a predicted model, not a curated record. Lineage: Eukaryota; Oomycota; Saprolegniomycetes; Saprolegniales; Verrucalvaceae. The transcript has 2 exons.
AUGCCACCACCGACAACAGAGUGGAUCACGAGCUUCUUGGCAAAAGCGCGUAAGGAAGAGUUACCACCGCCAUUUCUUGGACCGCUGGCAGCACUCGUCAGCUCCGACGUUGCCUCGUCGUGGCUGACCAUGUAUCUCCUGCGUCCCGAGUCGUUGACCGAGUUUGAUGGGCACAGUGUGGACGGGAUCGACGACAUUGUUGGACUCGCAUACGUUGUCGCAACAAACAGGACGAAGGUGCACUUUUGGUUCCACCCCAAGACCUGUCGUGAUGUGGCAAAUCCAUCUAUCCUGGCGCUUCUCCAUCGCGUCCGAGCGCAACAACCGGCGGUGCUCCGAUUGCCAGGAUUGGAAUCGAGUUAUUGCACAUACAUCGACGCCAACGUGCGCGGGGGUGUGCAGUGGAAGCCCACGAAUGGUUACGAGCUCCAUGUUCUCGACCCUGCUGUCGUCGUCAAGGCCACCGCACUGGGAAGCUCAUGGACGGUGGACGGCGAGACGUUUGAGAUGGACGUUGCCGAUCCCGGCGACAUUGCCCCCAUUUUGAGCUUGGCUAGUGUUGGCAAACUCGCGCGGGUCGUUCGAGUGGCGUCGACGAAGCAACCAGUGUCUUGGUCGCUGGUGCACUCGGAUUUCUCGAUCGGGCUGUUGGGAACUAUCCCAGAGUACCGACGCAAAGGGUUCGCCGCGUUGGCUUUGGGGUCGACGAUUGCAGCGUAUAGGACGUUGGCUGCUGCCAACGAAUCCCGCUGGUUCGGAGUGCAGCCGCACUGCUUUGUGCUAUCGAGCAACAUUGCAAGUCAACACGUCAUGGCGACCGCGGGUUUCAAGACGGUCCCAAACAAAACUUUCCACUGGAUGCGACUCAACCACGAGUAAACUAUUUCCGCUUGUUGUCGGUCCAAGAAGCACAUGCACACAAACCUUAUCGUCAACCUCACCACUACCACAUUGACUUCAUGAUUCAAGCUUAAGUUGUCGCGAUGCCACCUCUUUAGACCUCCUCAUCGCGCGACAAGCUACAGCCGGUGUUGUUCAUUUUUACCUCAUUUGAAUAAAACGUCUGUUUUCAAAAAGGA